Molecule: messenger RNA, 900 nt
Organism: Humulus lupulus (European hop)
Lineage: Eukaryota; Viridiplantae; Streptophyta; Magnoliopsida; Rosales; Cannabaceae
Product: protein FAR1-RELATED SEQUENCE 5-like
Exons: 1
Coding region: 1-900 (299 amino acids)
Source: RefSeq, a predicted model, not a curated record
AUGAAUAUUGAUACAAAUAAUGAGGAACAACACUCCAACAAUCAAAGGAAUGAAGAUCAAGAAGCUACAAAUGAUUACGCUGUAAAAAUAAUGCAAAUUCAUUCCAACAUUCAUGAUGAUGAGAUACCAAAGGUUAGUAUGGAAUUUGAAACUGAAGAACAAGCUUAUAAUUUUUAUAAUGUUUAUGCUUAUAAGGUUGGUUUUAGCAUACGAAGAAGCAAAAGUCAUAAGGAUAAUGAAAAUGGAAAAAUAAAAAAUAGAACUUUUUGUUGCUCAUGUGAAGGCUUUCGGGAGAAAGAUAAACGAAAUGAUAAUGUGAAAUGUCAUCAUGCUACAACAAGAUUUGGUUGUUUGGCGAGGAUGAAGAUAAAACUUCAUCAAUUUGGAAAAUAUCAAGUUAUUGAAUUUAAUGCAGAGCAUACACAUGUGACUUCAAGCCCCAGUAAGAGUCACUUACAUAGGUCACAAAGAAGAAUAACCCCUGCUCAAGCAUCUGAAAUUGAAAUGGCUGAGAAUUCAGGAAUUGCUCCUAAAGCCAGUAUGGAACUAAUGAUUAGGCGAGCCGGCGGACAUGAAAAUCUUGGAUUUAUUUUGGAUGAUUGUCGAAAUUAUAUACGCACCAAAAGAACAAUCCAAAUGCAUGCAGGAGAUACAUGUGGUGUUCUUGAAUAUCUUCAAAAGAUGAAGUCAAAAGAUCCUAAUUUUUAUUAUGCAUUGCAAGCGGAUGAAGAUGAUUUGUUAACAAAUAUAUUUUGGGCGGAUGCACGAAUGAAGGAAUCAUAUUAUAACUUUGGUGAUGUUGUUAGAUUUGACACAAGUAUUGGGGUAAAUCAUCAUAAACAAACCACUAUAUUUGGGGCUGCAUUGUUAUAUGAUGAAACUACUGAAACAUUUAUGUGA